Messenger RNA from Lachnellula hyalina, 2928 nucleotides. RefSeq names its product Factor arrest protein (gene FAR11). Gene Ontology annotation, biological process: cytoskeleton organization. The transcript is spliced from 7 exons. NCBI's taxonomy places the organism in Eukaryota, Fungi, Ascomycota, Leotiomycetes, Helotiales, Lachnaceae. The record is from RefSeq and is a predicted model, not a curated record. Gene Ontology annotation, cellular component: cytosol. The coding region runs from base 1 to 2928 and encodes 975 amino acids.
AUGGCCUCACUGUGGUCUGCAAAACCUGCAGACCCCCCCAAAGACGUGGCAGAUGUUGCCGACACUGGCCUUGCAGACGUUGGUCUUCCUGCCCCUCAACCGCCAACGAGUGUUCCCAUGGCACGGCCACAGCUCCAGAGAAACCAACCUCAGCCCCCCCCGCCUCAUCAACCUCCUCCUCCUCCUUCGCCCCAGCAAGUCGGCAAUCCGAAUGACUCCCUUUCAUUGAUGCAACUCCGGCGCAUCGUCACCGACUUUCCCAAAGCCGAAGCAGCCCCCUUUGCCUUUACGUACGCGGAUACUGCGAGCUUCGAGGAAGAGAUUGAUGAGUGGUUUUCAUACAACGAAGCAGAGUAUAAGCGGUUGUUACGCGCAAAUGAUACAUUCGUAAGAAGAUGGAAGAAAUUUGCGGGAAUUCCAUGGUUGGAGACAGAGGCAAGAAAACGAGAGAGCUUUGUUGAACGAGAGGUCAAUGGACUAUUAGCUACCGACCUUCGCGCCGAUCCUGUGGAGGAAACAAAUGCUCCAAAGAAAACCAGGGCUACGGAGUGUCAUCUGGAGCACAUGAAGUUCGGUAUCCUGCUAGUCGCAAGAGCUGGUGGAAUUCCUCUCUUGUACGAAGUUAUGCAGAAUGCAUUCAAGCACCUUUGGGACGACGACUUCCGAGAAAACAAAUUGACGGAAGAGGACAUUCCAUUCAUCCAAGAUGAACUUGACAAUGUUACUACAAUCAUGUACCUUGUGAUCGAGGGUGUUCGCAAUGACCCUGUUACUCUGGAAUAUCCCCGGGGGAAGCUGCUUGGACUCAAUCCGGGUAUUGUUAACUACUUGGUGACUAUUACUGCUCGUCUUCGGUGGGAUGAAGCGAAUGAACUACCCCAAACAAGAAUCUUUCUCCUUUUCUGGAAAGCGAUACUUGUCGUCUUCGGAGGUGCCGCCGAAGUCGAUGAGCUUAAAAAAGCAACUGCCGAGCUGAGAGAUUCUAAAAGUGGUGCAGGCGAACUUAUCACUGCCUCGCCCCUGGAUUACCAUAUAUUCCGCCAGGAAAUUACUUCAAAAUACCCCGCAUAUACCCCGCCACAACCAUUACUUCCUCUUGAACCGGAUAACAAUUCCAUCCUGCCACCACUUCCCAACCGACCAAGUAGGGCGAAUGGUGCGAAUGGAAUAAUACCACCUCCAAUGAAUGUCAAUAGUAGUGGUGCUUCCAUUCUACACCAACCUGUACAUAUUGCAACCCCAGCACCGUCGCCUCCACCUUCUCCACCAGUUGGUGGCAAAGCUGGGAAGAAACAGAAUUAUCAAACCAAUCAGAAUUUCCCAUUCAUGUAUCCCCCGUUAGACAGCACCAGCAACAGUGCGGGAGGAAAAGGUGCCGCUGGAAUGCAAGAAGUGCUCGUCGGUCACAGAUGGGAAGGAAGCGAUAUCCCAAAGUCAAUCCUCGAAGCCGGAGAACUGUUUGCCAGGAGGAUGAGAAUGACAAGGGCAAUGCGUCAAUUGUGGGAUGAGCGAGAGCGCUUCCUCAAAUUUGAGCGAGGAUGGGACAUUGAAAAUGAUGACAUCGAGGAGCUUGACCUGGACACUAUCCUUGCUCAUAAGCUCUCGAUGAAGGAAACGAAACGUAUUAAGCCUGAAGUAGACUAUGGACCAAAUCCAGAUAUUGACAACAAGCUCAGAAAGAAGCUUGAUCUCGUGGAAAGUUUCUACCGAAAUUCUAUACCACAUUUACAGUCUCUCGUCAUAGUACUCCUAAAGGCAGUCUUGGCGAAUGUGACUGCACUUAUUACCCAACCACCCCCUGGUCAGCCUCAAAGUGGUCUUGCCCCUGGCUUCAGAUCAGAAGUGAACCUUCGGGUGAACAGUGCUCAGCAACAGCCACAGCGACCUCAAGACCCCGCAAACAUUCCUCUUCCGACCAACGCAGACCAAGUAGAAUUGCAGAUUGAUGAGAUCGAAGCUUUGAGAUCAAGGGAAAUAACCGCAAAAGCAGUCUCUGGAAUUCUUCUUAUUCUUCUCAAGUGGUUCAAAGUCUCAAACAUUUUGAAGUUUGAGUACCUUACCCAGCUAUUGCUCGAUUCGAAUUAUCUCCCACUUGUUCUUAAGCUCUUUGCUCAUCAAGAGAUGGACAAGGUCGUUGUUAGCAAAACCGAUCGUGAAGAUAUGAGCUUCUUCUCAUUCUGCAAUCUAAACAGCAAGAACGCACCCCUAGCAAACGAUAUCGAGCCCGAAGUAGAAAGCGAAGAUGAUGCCGCUCCCCCACCAAUAAAGACCCGUCGCGAGCUCCCUGUAGCAGAAGUCGAUGACAAACUCCCCGCCCUCGCAUUCCAAGAAGGUCAACAUGCAGGGAAGCGUGAAGUUGCAGAAGGCGAUGAAUUCAGUGGCGAGCAACCAUCUGAACCCAUCACCGACUUCUCAUGGCGGAACUUCUUCUCCUCAAUCAACUUCCUGCGUAUCAUGCAGAAAAUCUGCAAAAAUAAAGCACACCGCAACCUCCUCCUCGUCCAAUACAAAUCCUCCAACAUCCUCAAGAAAGUCACGAAACCAGCCCAGCCAGAUCUGCGACUCUAUACCUUGAAGCUGUUCAAGAACCAAGUGCCCUACUGCGGUCGCAAGUGGCGACAGGGCAAUAUGCGCAUAAUUACACAAGUGUACCUUCAUUGCCGGCCUGAACUUCGCGAUGAUUGGCUAGCGGGAAGUGAUAUCGACGCUGAGGUUGAGGAAGCGCUGCCCCUGGAACAAGCGUUACGCGCGCUCACGCACUGGCAUAACAUAAAACGGUAUCCGGACCAGAUGGGUGCGGACACGAAGCUGCUAGAGGAGGAACAUGAUUUCUUUGUUAGGGAGCUGGAUAAGAUGGCUUGGUUGGAUGAUGGAUUUAUGGAUGGUGAGAGCGUGGCGGAUGGUGCUUGGGAUGUAAAUGGUUGGUGA